GCGGUGGUGGACGACUCGCUGCUGUCGAGGCUGAGCCACAAGCUGCUGAUGGCGUCGUUCCACGUGGAGGCGCAGCGCGGCGAGCAGGACCUCUACCGCUGCAUCACGCUGUCCCCCAGGGGCGCCGCCGUCUCCAAUUUCGGGGAACUCAUCGUCAGAGUGCCUCCGACACCGAUAGCCCCCCCCCAGCUGCUGCGGGCGGGCCCCACCUAUCUGAUCAUCCAGCUCAACACCAACUCCAUCGUGGGGGACGGACCGGUCAUCCGGCGGGAGAUCCAGUACCGGGCCAGCCAGUCCACGUGGACGGAGACUCACGGCGUGGGCUCGCUCACCUACAAGAUCUGGCACCUGGAGCCGGACACCGAGUACCGCAUCAGCGUCCUGCUCACCCGGCCCGGGGACGGGGGCACAGGGGCGCCGGGACCCCCCCUCACGAGCAGGACCAAGUGUGCAGAGCCCAUGCGGGCCCUGCGGGGUCUGACGGCCGCCGAGAUCCAGCCCCGGCAGCUGGCCCUUCAGUGGGAGCCGCUGGGCUACAACCUGACCCGCUGUCACACCUACUCGCUGUCCCUGUGCUACCGCUACUCCGUGCCGACGGGGGGGGGCGGCGGCGGCGGGAACAACGCCACCGUCCGGGAGUGCCUGUCCGUGGACCGCAACACCUCCCACUUCAGCCUGAGGGACCUGCCGCCCUUCCGCGCGGUCCACGUCCGGCUGGCGCUGGCCAACCCCGAGGGCAAGAAGGAGAGCCGGGAGGUCACCUUCCAGACGGAGGAGGACAUCCCCGGCGGCAUCGCUCCGGAGUCCCUGACCUUCACGCCGCUCGACGACAUGAUCUUCCUCAAGUGGGAGGAGCCCGUCGAGCCCAACGGCCUCAUCGCGCAGUACGAGAUCAGCUACCAGAGCAUCGAGUCGUCGGACCCGGGCAUCAACGUGCCAGGCCCCCGCCGCACCGUGUCCAAGCUGAGGAACGAGACCUACCACAUGUUCUCCGGCCUGCACCCCGGGACCACCUACCUGGUGUCGGUCCGAGCCCGCACCGCCAAGGGGUUCGGCCAGACGGCGCUCACCGAGAUCACCACCAACAUCUCCGCCCCCGUGUUUGACUACGAAGACGUCCCGUCUCCGCUGAGCGAGUCGGAGAGCACCAUCACCGUGCUGCUGCGCCCUGCGCUGGCGAGAGGCGCUCCGGUCAGUGCCUACCAGGUGGUGGUGGUGGAGGAGGACGGUUCCCGCCAGGUGAGGAGGAGGGAGCUGGGCGCCGUCGACUGCUUCCCGGCCCCGAGGCCCCACGGCGAGGCGGCGGCGGCGGCCAGAGGCGCGGGGGGGCCCCCGCACUACUACACGGCCGAGCUGGCCCCCAGCAGCCUGCCCGAGGCCACGCCCUUCACCGUGGGCGACAACCACACCUACAACGGCUACUGGAACAGCCCCCUGGACCCCACCAAGAACUACCUCGUCUACUUCCAGGCCACCAGCAACUUCAGAGGGGAGACCAGAAUCAACUGCAUUCGGAUCGCUCGCAAAGCGGCCUGCAAGGACUCCAAGCGAGCUCUGGAGGUGUCCCAGCACGCCGAGGACAUGGGGCUGAUCCUCGGGGCCUGCGCCGGCGGCCUGGCGGUCCUCGUCCUGCUUCUCGGCGCCAUCGUCGUCAUCGUCAAGAAGGGAAGGGACUUCUAUUCUUACCCUUACUAUCCUAGGAAGAAGGUGGCCGUGAACAAGGCCGCCAUGUCCUACAGGCAGGAGAAGAGCCGCAAGCUGAGCUCUUUGGACUGCAGCAUGACCGAGCAGAGCACCCUCCAGCAGGACGAGAGGAUGGCCCACUCCUUCAUGGACGCCCACGGCUGCAACGCUCGAAAUGAACAGCGCAGCUCCGUCAACGAGUCCAGCAGCCUGCUGGGGGGCUCGCCCCACCGCCACUGUCGAAGGAAGAGCUCGCCUUACCACACGGGCCAGCUGCACCCCGCAGUGAGGGUGGCCGACCUCCUGCAGCACAUCAACCAGAUGAAGACGGCCGAAGGCUACGGCUUCAAACAAGAGUACGAGAGUUUCUUUGAUGGCUGGGACGUCACAAAAAAGAAGGACAAGACCAAAGGAAGGCACGACAGCCUGCUGAACCACGAUCGACAUCGAGUGAAGCUCCACUCGCUGCUGGCCGACCCCGGCUCCGAUUACGUCAACGCCAACUACAUAGACAUUCGGAUAAACAGGGAAGGCUACCAGCGAUCGAACCACUUCAUCGCCACACAGGGCCCCAAGCAGGAGAUGAUCUACGACUUCUGGCGGAUGGUGUGGCAGGAGAACUGCUUCAGUAUCGUCAUGAUCACCAAGCUGGUGGAAGUGGGCAGGAUGAAGUGCUGCAAGUACUGGCCGGACGACACGGAGCUCUACGGCGACAUUAAGAUAACGCUGCUGAAGACGGAGACGCUGGCAGAGUACACCGUGCGCACCUUCGCCAUGGAAAGGAGAGGUUACCCUGCCAAACACGAGGUGUGCCAGUUCCACUUCACCUCUUGGCCCGAGCACGGCGUGCCGUACCACGCCACCGGGCUGCUGUCUUUCCUGCGCCGGGUCAAGGCCUCGACACCCCCCGACGGAGGGCCUGUGGUGGUCCACUGCAGCAUGGGGGCGGGCAGGACCGGCUGCUACAUUGUGCUGGACGUCAUGCUGGAUAUGGCCGAGUGUGAAGGAGUGGUGGACAUCUACAACUGCGUCAAGACGCUCUGCUCCCGGCGCAUCAACAUGAUUCAGACAGAGGAGCAGUACGUCUUCAUCCACGACGCCAUCCUGGAGGCCUGUCUGUGCGGAGAGACGGCCGUCCCGGUCAACGAGUUUGCCCUCACCUACAAGGAGAUGCUGAAGGUCGACUCUCAGAGCAACACCUCGCAGCUCCGGGAGGAGUUUCAGACCCUGAACUCGGUGACCCCUCACCUGGACGUGGAGGAGUGCAGCAUCUCCCUGAUGCCGAGGAACCGCGAGAAGAACCGCAGCAUGGACGUCCUGCCCCCGGACCGCUCCCUGGCCUUCCUGGUCACCACCGAGGGGGAGAGCAGCAACUACAUCAACGCCGCGCUCGCCGACAGCUUCCUGCGGCCGGCCGCCUUCGUGGUGACGCCGCACCCGCUGCCCGGCACCACCACCGACUUCUGGAGGCUGCUGUACGACUACGGCUGCACCUCGGUGGUGAUGCUGAACCAGCUGAACCAGUCCAACUCUGCCUGGCCUUGCCUGCAAUAUUGGCCCGAGCCGGGGCUGCAGCAGUUCGGGCCGAUGACGGUGGAGCUUCUCUCCAGGACUGCCGACGACGACAUCAUCAUCCGUCUCUUCCGGGUCCAGAACAUCACUCGGAUUCAAGAAGGCCAGCUGGUGGUGCGUCACUUCCAGUUCCUGCGCUGGUCCCCGUACCGAGACGUGCCCGACUCCAAGAAGGCCUUCCUCAGCCUCCUGGCUCAGGUUCACAACUGGCAGAUGGAGUGUGGAGAGGGACGCACCAUCGUGCACUGCCUAAAUGGCGGCGGGCGGAGCGGUACCUUCUGUGCCAGCACCAUGAUCCUGGAGAUGAUCCGUCACCACAGCAUGGUGGACGUGUUCUUCGCUGCCAAGACGCUGCGCAACGCCAAGCCGAACAUGGUGGAGACAAUGGAGCAGUAUCGUUUCUGCUACGACCUGGCCCAGAAGUACCUGGACUGCCUGGAGGUCAGAUAGCACCAAUCCCUCACCACCGGGCCCCCUCUUCGAGGAAGAGGAGGAGGAGGAGAUCUGGAUCCUCCAUCCAGCACCCUGGAUCCGUGCUCCCGCCCCCCUGAGUCCAUGCACACAGCUCUGGGUUGCCCUCUCUUUGCCACGCCUGGAUGAAACGUUGCCCGCUGGACACAACAUACCACCGACAUCCUCUUUGCUCCCCCCCCACACCCCCUAAAGUUCAUUUUAUACACAAAGACCGACGCCUCGGCGACGGGGUUCAAAGAGCUCAGCUGUGUCCUGCCUUACAAACACUGCACGGGGACUACAGUUGAUGCCAACCACCACCACCACCGUGGGGGGGGGGGGUAUUUUGUGUUUGUCUGUGACACUGUAAAUGGUGCAAUCUGCUGUUGGUGAAACAUCCCAUGUCGUACUGUACUAUAUUUGAACUGUAUCGUGGGCGAGGCUGACGAGGUUUAGACCGGGGGGGCGGGGGGGGUCGAGAAAGGGAAUGAAGUCGGUCACACCCGAUGGACAUACGUGUACAGUAGAGUUGUCUUGGACCUAAUUUCUCUUUAUUUAUUUUCGGUGUAUAUAGAUGUUUAUUUCCCCCCCCCCCCCCCCCCUGGGGUGUUUCUAGAUGUUCUCGCCGUCAUAUCAAUGUGCCGAUUCCCCCUUUCUCUCUGUGUCUGUAAAUGGGAACCUCUUCAGCAUCUGCAUGCCCAGUCUUAAGUGUUUUCAUUGCAGUGUGUGUGGCCCAAGUCUGCUUCAGGAUGGAAUCUGCAACGCAAAUCCCUCCGCUAGAGAGAGAGAGAGAGAGAGAGAGAGAGAGUACGGCGGGGUUCAGUCGCUUUCUAAAUUUGUAUUUAUUCAAUGUGUUUUAUUUUCUAAACAGUGUAUAAAACCGGAAAAUAAAUAAAAUAUGGUGUUGCUUUAACAAA
Messenger RNA from Pungitius pungitius (ninespine stickleback), 4625 nucleotides. RefSeq names its product protein tyrosine phosphatase receptor type Ua (gene ptprua). Gene Ontology annotation, molecular function: protein binding; protein tyrosine phosphatase activity. The record is from RefSeq and is a predicted model, not a curated record. The coding region runs from base 49 to 3705 and encodes 1218 amino acids. Gene Ontology annotation, biological process: protein dephosphorylation. The transcript is spliced from 26 exons. Lineage: Eukaryota; Metazoa; Chordata; Actinopteri; Perciformes; Gasterosteidae.